Molecule: messenger RNA, 738 nt
Organism: Castor canadensis (American beaver)
Lineage: Eukaryota; Metazoa; Chordata; Mammalia; Rodentia; Castoridae
Gene: Tmem176a
Product: transmembrane protein 176A
Cellular component (GO): membrane
Source: RefSeq, a predicted model, not a curated record
GACAUGGAGACUGCAGAUGGCAGUGAGGCGGCACCUGAGGCCCCGCAGCCCACCUACAUCAGCAUCCACAUCCACCAGGAGUCCGGUCUGGCCAAACUCCUGCUGGCCGGAUGCUCCCUACUACGGCUCCCAGCCUCUGCCUCAGGCACCAACACCCUGAGCAAUAGCCGGCUGCUGGUGGCUUCCUGGGUGGUGCAGAUUGCGCUGGGGAUCCUGAGCUGUGUCCUGGGAGGAUUCUUCGGUAUCUUUUGGAGCUCUGCACCCUGGCGAACGGGAGCUCCCUUCUGGACGGGGGCUGUGGCUUUGCUGGCUGGAGUCACUGCCUUUUUUUCUGAGAAGCACGGUGGAAUCUGGUGGGCCCUGCUGCGGAUCCUUCUCGGGCUGGCAACUUUGUGCUCGGCCAUUGCCGCCAUUGUAGUUACGGCUCAUAAUUUCUGUGAUUACUACAACUUUAGAAGUGACUUUUGUGAUGACUACACCUCAAUGGGCUGGCUCACCAAGGCCCCAAGCACCCCAGAUCCCAAAGAAGAUGAGAGACUACACCUAUGCAUUUCCCACCUAAACAUGCUGAAGGCCCUAUUUAUAAGUCUCCAGGCCAUGGUCAUAGGUGUCUGGGUCCUGCUGCUUCUGGCAUCUCGUCCUCUUGGUCUCUACUGCUGGAGAAGGUGUUUUGCUAAAGAGGAAAAGGACCAGAAGACGCUGCUGGAAGUGACUGGGAUGUCGCCCUACCUCUCCUGA